This is a messenger RNA of Dovyalis caffra, 855 nucleotides long. Lineage: Eukaryota; Viridiplantae; Streptophyta; Magnoliopsida; Malpighiales; Salicaceae. The record is from the annotation of a GenBank genome assembly.
AUGGAAACAAAGCCAAGUGAGAUCAGUAGCACAAAGAUGUUUGGUGGAUACAACAAGAGAUACAAACAUUUUAGCCCUACACUGGGUUGCUCCAUGACUUUCCACAUCUAUUUCCCUCCUUCUCCUUCCCCUUCUCACAAAUUCCCUGUGCUGUAUUGGCUCUCUGGUCUUACCUGCACUGAUGAGAACUUUAUAGCUAAAUCAGGAGCUCAACGCGUUGCUUCCACCGAGGGCAUUGUCCUGAUUGCUCCUGAUACAUCUCCAAGAGGCCUGAAUGUGGAAGGAGAGGCAGACAGCUGGGAUUUUGGUGUAGGUGCUGGAUUCUAUCUUAAUGCUACUCAAGAGAAAUGGAAGAACUGGCGUAUGUAUGACUAUGUUGUCAAGGAACUGCCAAAACUUCUCACUGAAAAUUUUCCGCAGCUUGAUACAUCAAAGGCAUCUAUAUUUGGUCAUUCGAUGGGCGGCCAUGGGGCUUUAACAAUCUACUUGAAGAACCUUGACAAGUACAAGUCGGUAUCUGCCUUCUCACCAGUUGCCAACCCAAUUAAUUGUCCAUGGGGCCAGAAGGCUUUCACAAAUUAUCUUGGAUCCAAUAAAGCUGAUUGGGAGGGAUAUGAUGCCACCUCUCUGGUGUCAAAGUUCCACGAUGUGUCUGCUACCAUUUUAAUUGAUCAGGGAGAUGAGGAUAAAUUCUUGCAUGACCAGCUGCUGCCAGACAAGUUUGAAGAGGCAUGCAGGAGUGCUAAUGUUCCACUUCUGUUGCGAUUGCAACCUGGCUAUGAUCACUCCUACUUUUUCAUUGCCACUUUCAUCGAUGACCACAUUCGCCACCAUGCUCAAGCUCUUAAAGUUUAA